This is a messenger RNA of Triticum turgidum subsp. durum (durum wheat), 336 nucleotides long. The record is from the annotation of a GenBank genome assembly. NCBI's taxonomy places the organism in Eukaryota, Viridiplantae, Streptophyta, Magnoliopsida, Poales, Poaceae.
AUGAAGGUGGAGAGGCCCGUGUCCAUGAUGCCAGGCCUGGCCGACGGGUUCUUCACGGAGGCCGACCUGGCGGCGGCGGACCAGCUGGUGCAGCUCAGCGUGAGCGGGGGAGCGGAGGCGACAUCCCCGACGUCGUCCACGCGGUCGGUGCAGUCGGUGAACAACACCGAGGCGGCGGGGAGGAAGGGCGGCUGCGAUGACGGCGCGCCGUGGCUGGACAGGAGGGCCAGGAAGCGGUACCGGCGGGUGGCGGAGCUCUACCACGCCACGCGGCCGCUUAAGCGCACGGACGCCGGCGGCAAGCGGAGGAGGGAGGAGAUCACGGGGAAUCGGUAG